GACUGGAUGCCGUUAAGCCCGGAUUUCCUGGCAGGCCCGCUGGAGGCUUUUCAAAAAGGCAUCCCAGCCCGCGGGGCACAGCCUUUCCCUGUCUCAUCUGGACAGGGAGCCCCUGGACACAUGCCCCCUGUUUCCAGCUGGUCGCACAUGCUUUUUUUUCAUGCUGCAACCAGAAAGCCGGGCCAAGGUGUGACAUUUAUGAACCCCAGCAACUGGGAGCUGUGCGCGCACGCCGUGCUGCCUGUGAUGUGGGGAGUGAUGAAUGGGCCGUUCUGCUUCCCCUCUGGCAUGCCUGCAGCCUAUUUACUGCCCGGCCAAGUAUAAAACCGCCGGCCGGCUGCGCUCCAUCUCCAGCCCGGCGUCCCCCGAGGAGACCACGCGCCGGAGCCCGGCCGGCUUCCCCAGGAGGCUCCUGGCUUGCUGAGAACCAUGGUCCGUGGGCACCUGCUGGCUCUGUUUGUCCUCCCUUUUUGCCUGUGUCAAGAUGAAUACAUGGAGGUGAGCGGAAGAGCUAAUAACGUGGUGGCCAGAAUAGUGCAGAGCCACCAGCAGACCGUCCGUGGUGGCUCCAGGAGGGAGACAGUGAGAGAGCGGAGCCACCCGAGAGCGGGGACUGUGGCUAAUAACGCGUCUGCAGACCUAAAGCCCCCGAGGCCAGAUGAGCUCCCGCACCCCGAGGUAGAUGGCCUAGCCCCGAUCACCCCGUUCUGGGGCCAGUCUCCAUCGCCGGGAGGACUGCCCCCAGACUGCAGCAAGUGUUGCCAUGGAGAUUACAGCUUCCGGGGCUAUCAAGGGCCGCCUGGACCUCCUGGCCCCCCUGGCAUUCCAGGAAACCAUGGAAACAAUGGCAAUAACGGAGCCACUGGCCACGAAGGGGCCAAAGGUGAGAAAGGAGACAAAGGAGAGCUGGGACCACGAGGGGAGCGAGGGCAGCAUGGCCCCAAAGGAGAAAAGGGCUACCCGGGGGUCCCCCCGGAACUGCAGAUCGCCUUCAUGGCUUCCCUGGCCACUCACUUCAGCAACCAGAACAGUGGCAUCAUCUUCAGCAGUGUUGAGACCAACAUUGGAAACUUCUUUGAUGUCAUGACUGGUAGAUUUGGGGCCCCAGUGUCAGGCGUGUAUUUCUUCACCUUCAGCAUGAUGAAGCACGAAGACGUUGAGGAAGUGUACGUGUACCUCAUGCACAACGGCAACACGGUCUUCAGCAUGUACAGCUACGAGACAAAGGGGAAAUCAGACACGUCCAGCAACCACGCGGUGCUGAAGCUGGCCAAAGGAGACGAGGUUUGGCUGAGGAUGGGCAACGGCGCUCUUCACGGGGACCACCAGCGCUUCUCCACCUUCGCAGGCUUCCUGCUCUUUGAAACGAAGUGAACAGAGGACUAGACCAGCUCCACUUUGGGGGAAACCUGUGGCUGAGCUGGUAUUGUUAUGAUGUGAGGAACAUUAGAGUUAAGGGUUCUACAUGUUGUAUGUUUUUUUUUAAUUAUUGGUUACAUUGUUAAUCAUGCUACAGACACAGCAAUAUUGUGGGAUGACUCAGGGGUUCAGAAGAAUCAAACACAAAACAGUUUUCCCAAGUGACCUUGUCUGAAACACUCACCACUUUUCUCUCUCUUCCCCAGGCAUCUAAAAGAGAGUUCCCCUCUUGGUACAGGUUGGAAAUACUGGUUCCCAUCAGAGAGCUCAUUUGCAAAGAGUUUUGGCAGCUCUGUUUUUAAUUUAAUAGCAGCUCUCAGGAACCCCUGAAGCUUUGAGUUCAUCAUUAUAACUUUUCAGCAAAUAGGAUGCAGUGAUUAAGAUGGGGCUGAGGCAAGAGCAGGGGCACUUGCUAGGAUCGAGGUGCCAGAAACAUGUGUAAAACCUAGACUGGGAAGUAGCACUUUGAUCCAGUGGGUCAACACUCAUGAAUAAAGUACAGAUCUUUUUUCAUCAUUCCUGAUAGCUUUUCAAUAGCAAAAGUAUUCACAAUGCCCACACAUUAUUGACUCACCCUUUUU
Molecule: messenger RNA, 2000 nt
Organism: Myotis daubentonii (Daubenton's bat)
Lineage: Eukaryota; Metazoa; Chordata; Mammalia; Chiroptera; Vespertilionidae
Gene: C1QTNF3
Product: C1q and TNF related 3
Molecular function (GO): protein binding
Source: RefSeq, a predicted model, not a curated record